Molecule: messenger RNA, 2007 nt
Organism: Harpia harpyja (harpy eagle)
Lineage: Eukaryota; Metazoa; Chordata; Aves; Accipitriformes; Accipitridae
Gene: UBC
Product: ubiquitin C
Exons: 2
Coding region: 243-1844 (533 amino acids)
Biological process (GO): modification-dependent protein catabolic process; protein ubiquitination
Cellular component (GO): cytoplasm; nucleus
Molecular function (GO): ubiquitin protein ligase binding; protein tag activity
Source: RefSeq, a predicted model, not a curated record
CAGGACCCCUUUGCCCCCUGGAAGAGUGAUCGGAGAGGACAAAGGCGAGUAUUUUUCAUAACAGUGGUUUUUUACUUGGGACUACUUUGGGAGGCGGAUGGACACCUCAGCUUACGAGGGCGGGGCCGGUCUGGCAGGAACCGCAUAAAUGCUGGUGGGACUGCGUCACGCAGUAGAGUACAGCUGCGGCGGGACAGAGCCUUCUUUUUUGGUGUGCAACGUUCAGGGCCGGAGACUUCAAAAUGCAGAUCUUUGUGAAGACCCUGACUGGCAAGACCAUCACCCUUGAGGUUGAGCCCAGUGACACCAUUGAAAAUGUCAAGGCCAAGAUCCAGGACAAGGAAGGCAUUCCCCCUGAUCAGCAGAGGCUGAUCUUUGCUGGCAAGCAGCUGGAAGAUGGUCGCACCCUGUCUGACUACAACAUCCAGAAAGAAUCCACCCUCCAUCUUGUGCUGCGCCUGAGGGGUGGCAUGCAGAUCUUUGUGAAGACCCUGACUGGCAAGACCAUCACACUUGAGGUUGAGCCUAGUGACACCAUUGAGAAUGUCAAGGCCAAGAUCCAGGACAAGGAAGGCAUUCCCCCUGAUCAGCAGAGGCUGAUCUUUGCUGGCAAGCAGCUGGAAGACGGACGCACCCUGUCUGACUACAACAUCCAGAAGGAAUCCACCCUCCAUCUUGUGCUGCGCCUGAGGGGUGGCAUGCAGAUCUUUGUGAAGACCCUGACUGGCAAGACCAUCACCCUGGAGGUUGAGCCUAGUGACACCAUUGAAAAUGUCAAGGCCAAGAUCCAGGACAAGGAAGGCAUUCCCCCCGAUCAGCAGAGGCUGAUCUUUGCUGGCAAGCAGCUGGAAGACGGACGCACCCUGUCUGACUACAACAUCCAGAAGGAAUCCACCCUCCAUCUUGUGCUGCGCCUGAGGGGUGGCAUGCAGAUCUUUGUGAAGACCCUGACUGGCAAGACCAUCACCCUGGAGGUUGAGCCUAGUGACACCAUUGAAAAUGUCAAGGCCAAGAUCCAGGACAAGGAAGGCAUUCCCCCCGAUCAGCAGAGGCUGAUCUUUGCUGGCAAGCAGCUGGAAGACGGACGCACCCUGUCUGACUACAACAUCCAGAAGGAAUCCACCCUCCAUCUUGUGCUGCGCCUGAGGGGUGGCAUGCAGAUCUUUGUGAAGACCCUGACUGGCAAGACCAUCACCCUGGAGGUUGAGCCCAGUGACACCAUUGAGAAUGUCAAGGCCAAGAUCCAGGACAAGGAAGGCAUUCCUCCCGAUCAGCAGAGGCUGAUCUUUGCUGGCAAGCAGCUGGAAGACGGACGCACCCUGUCUGACUACAACAUCCAGAAGGAAUCCACCCUCCAUCUUGUGCUGCGCCUGAGGGGUGGCAUGCAGAUCUUUGUGAAGACCCUGACUGGCAAGACCAUCACCCUGGAGGUUGAGCCCAGUGACACCAUUGAGAAUGUCAAGGCCAAGAUCCAGGACAAGGAAGGCAUUCCUCCCGAUCAGCAGAGGCUGAUCUUUGCUGGCAAGCAGCUGGAAGACGGACGCACCCUGUCUGACUACAACAUCCAGAAGGAAUCCACCCUCCAUCUUGUGCUGCGCCUGAGGGGUGGCAUGCAGAUCUUUGUGAAGACCCUGACUGGCAAGACCAUCACCCUGGAGGUUGAGCCUAGUGACACCAUUGAGAAUGUCAAGGCCAAGAUCCAGGACAAGGAAGGCAUUCCCCCUGAUCAGCAGAGGCUGAUCUUUGCUGGCAAGCAGCUGGAAGACGGACGCACCCUGUCUGACUACAACAUCCAGAAGGAAUCCACCCUCCAUCUUGUGCUGCGCCUGAGGGGUGGCUGUUAAGUUAUUGUGCAUCUUGCUUGACAAGGUUGCCAAUAGCACUUGUGUUUGCACUGUAGUUUAAUGUCUUAAUAUUAAGUUAAAUGCAAGGUUAAUGCAAGCUUAAGUAACUGCUGAACAACUGUCUGUUGAAAUGCUAAUAAAGUUUUCUGUUGCACAUUACAAA